Molecule: messenger RNA, 709 nt
Organism: Orbicella faveolata
Lineage: Eukaryota; Metazoa; Cnidaria; Anthozoa; Scleractinia; Merulinidae
Product: spore wall protein 2-like
Source: RefSeq, a predicted model, not a curated record
GGGUAAGUACCAUUAAUAAAAAUAAGAUAUGAUAAUCCAAAACCGAUUUGAUUCAAUGACAAGACAAGAUAAGACAACGCGAGGCGAGGCGAGGCAAGGAAAGGCUAUACACGAAACGACACGAAACGACACGAAACGACAAGACACGACACAACGCGGCAAGAGUUUUAAGGCAGGACAAGGCAAGACAGAAAAGGACAUGACAGAAUGUGAAGGACAGAAUAGGACAAACGGGAUAGGAAAGUGUAGGACUGCAGAAGAGAGAACAGGACAGGACAGGACAGAACAGAACAGAAAAGGAAAGGGAAUGACAAUACAGACCAGAACAGAACAGAACAGAUCAGGACAGGACAGGACAGGAACGGGAAAGAUAGAACAAGACAAGACAGGACAAAACACUACAGCUCACAUGGGACAGGGCAGACUCCGGACGAUACAGGAUAGCAUAGGGCAUUCAGGACAAGAUAAAAGAGGACAGGACAUAGCUCUUAGGACAGGAGAAAAAAGGACAGAAAAGGACAGAACAGGUCUGGAGUGAACAGGUCAGGGGUGGACAGGAGACAAACCACACCAAAUCAAGGCAAUCGAACUUAGACCAAAUAACAACAACAACAACCAAACAAAGCAAAACAGAACGAAACAAACAAACCAAACAGAAGAAAACGUCUUUUUUGUAGUAUACAAUAAUCACUUUUUGUUGUUGUUGCUG